Molecule: messenger RNA, 2792 nt
Organism: Lepisosteus oculatus (spotted gar)
Lineage: Eukaryota; Metazoa; Chordata; Actinopteri; Semionotiformes; Lepisosteidae
Gene: srsf5a
Product: serine and arginine rich splicing factor 5a
Cellular component (GO): cytoplasm; nucleus
Molecular function (GO): mRNA binding
Source: RefSeq, a predicted model, not a curated record
ACUAGGUAAUUUGGAUACGCCUCGUCCGUUGACGCCCAUUUCCGCUGUACUGCUCGCGGACUCGCAGUCGCCAUUUUCCAGCGGAGAAUCUGAAGGAGCAGUAGCUGUAAACAUGAGCGGUUGUCGUGUCUUCAUCGGGCGCUUGAGUCCCCACGCCAGGGAGAGGGAUGUGGAGAAGUUUUUCAAAGGCUACGGGAGGAUUCGGGAAAUCAGCCUGAAGAAUGGCUUUGGGUUUGUGGAGUUUGAAGAUCACAGAGAUGGUGAUGAUGCAGUCUAUGAAUUAAAUGGCAAGGAACUCUGCAGUGAAAGGGUCACCAUCGAGCAUGCGCGCUCUCGCAGAGGGCGGGGGGGUGGAGGCGCUGGAGGAGGUGGCAGGUUCUCUCCCCGCUUUGGCAGCUAUCGCCAGUCUCGCAGCAGUGGCUCACGGUAUGGCCCCCCAGUGCGCACAGAACACAGAAUCAUUGUUGAAAACCUCUCUUCUCGGAUAAGUUGGCAGGAUUUGAAAGAUCUGAUGAGAAAAGUUGGUGAGGUGACUUUUGUGGAUGCUCACAGAACCAACAGGAAUGAAGGUGUGGUUGAGUUUGCCUCUCGCAGUGAUAUGAAGAAUGCUAUUGAUAAACUAGAUGGGACAGAGCUGAAUGGACGCAAGCUCAGACUCACUGAGGAUCGCAAGAGGAACCGGAGCAGAAGUCGCUCCCGAUCCCGUAGCUACACCCGGUCCCGCAGCCGGUCUCACUCCAGGAGUCGCUCCAGGUCCCGGAGCCGCAGCAGGAGCCGCAAUCGCAGCCGCACUCGUACUCGCUCGCGCUCUCUGAGCCGCACCCCGGAGAAGAAGACCACGGGCCGCAGUGGCCCCCGCUCUCCUUCCCGGUCCAGGUCCCGGUCCAGAUCCAGAUCUGCAUCCCACUCUCCCCCGCCCCCAAAGAGACAGUCCCGCUCCCGCUCUCGCUCCCACUCUCGUUCUCGGUCCCGGUCCCGCUCCCGCUCUCGCUCACAGUCUGCCGAGACUCAGCAAUGAGGUCAGCUGCACUCGGCAAGUCUAGAUUACGCAUUUGCAGUGUGGCUACAGUCAGUGAUGUUCAAAACAAUACUGGAGGCAGGUGCUCUGAAGUUUUUAACUUUGUUUUCAAGGUGAGUCUUGGUAGAUCCUGUGACUGCAGUGAUCACAAAAAUUUCUUUGCAGUCCCAAACUACUUCAUUUGGUAUUUUCAGACUGCAGUUGACCAACUUUUUAUUUUUGCAUUUCCAGCUAUCUAGAAUUCUACUGGAUGGUAUUUGUAUUUGCCCUGCUAUUUUCCUCCUGGUGCAUACUAUAAUUUUCCUGUCAAAGAAGCCUCAACCCUUUUGUGUUUUUGACUUAAUGUAAAGUAGUUUUUCUUCUGAUAUUAUGUAUACUUGCAGUAAAUGUCAGAAUUGUGCAAAACCAUUGUUUUGUAAUUAUCCUUAUUGGUCUUUAUACUGCCAUUGUAGCUAGGGCUUCUGAUUUUUUUUAUGUUCAAUAAAGACCAUUAAAACACUUGUGGUGUAGGGAGAUUAAAUUAGUUUUCCCAAUAAACACUGCAAACUGGAGUUUUUUGGUUUACAUUGACUUCACACUUUCUCUAUACAGUUUGAAAUGCAGAUCAUCCCACAUAUUGACUGCACUCAACUCUGUAGAUCUGGUGUAAAGACUUGUCUAGAUUAAAACAGUUGUAGAUGCACCAUGGAUUUUAAAAACACUGGGAGCUGUUUUCACACAGGUCUAAAUUAGCCCUGUGUUAGGCAAGAUUGUCUAGAACUAGAGCUGUCUGGAGUUUUGUAAACCAACCCUAAUUGUGCAAAAUAUUGCAAAAAAGUAUUUGGUCACAAUUCAGUGUGCUCCUGAUCACACCAUGAAUAUUAAUGAAAUAAAGGAGGUAGUGUAUAAGUAUUGCCGGGUUACAAGAUCUUUUACCCAGUGAGUGACUAAAAAUGCAAUUCUGUGUUUCCAGAAUACCUGUAGUCUAAAGUUAUAAAUUUGGUCUUGUAUAUAUGCAGCAAUAUAAACACUUUGAUAUGGAUACCAAAUGUACUGGAGAAUGCAUUUUCAAAGUUUCUGACAACACAAAAGUAGUUAAAAGCAUAGGCCCUGUGUAUUUUAAAUGGUACUUUUGAUUCUUCAAUAACAAGGGUUCUCUGAGGCAAAAUUAGAUGGUUUUUACAGGAAGAUCAGGGUCAUUCUCAUGUAAAACUAUGGACCUACUUGGAGUUGGACUAAAUUGGUCAAGGUAAGCUCGUAAUUAGCUCAGUUCUCAAUGCAGGUAUGAAAUUAAACCAAGUUAACACUGUAGCCCUCCACAACUGGAGUUGCUUUGCUGCAUUGACAGGUGAAACGUGGUGGUAGUUUGGUCUGUAAUAUAUCUUGCUUUCUUCAGUUUCGAAGAUAUUAAAUUUGCAAUUGAUUGUAGAGAUGCUUAUUGAACCGUAAAGCUUCAUAAACAUUUAGCACCCUCAAGAUGUAUAUGCUGUGGGAUGCAGUCCUGUUGUACAGUUUUUUCUGGGGUAUAAAUUUUGAGAAUGGACUUGGAAGUUACUGUUGACUUUAGAUCUAAAUUCUUUUGCUAUGAAACUAAUUUCUUCGUGGGGGAGCUUUUUUAAUACACAACUUUGUAGAUUCAGUUCUUCCACUCCCUAGUCUUUGUCCACUUUGUGUAACACAAGAGUUGCUGAAAACCUGCUGGUGAUGGCAGGUUAAUGUCAAGAUUUGUCCGAUGUUGAGUAUUUAAACUGUGAAAUGGAUUUAUUGCUUUAAUAAAAAAAACUGAUGAUCAAUA